This is a messenger RNA of Rotaria socialis, 1210 nucleotides long. Lineage: Eukaryota; Metazoa; Rotifera; Eurotatoria; Philodinida; Philodinidae. The record is from the annotation of a GenBank genome assembly.
UGAUCAUGAACCACUUCAAAAUUUUCAUAAAAAACAAAUUAAUAAUAAACGUAUUAUAAAUUGGAUUUUUAAAUUACAAGAUAUUUUACCAGAAAUAAUUGCCGUCAAAUAUCGUAAUGGUUCUAAUAACACAGCUGCUGAUUACAUUUCGCGACACUUUCCGUCUUCAAAUGUGAUCAGUAAUUCUACAAUUCUCGCUGAACAAACCGAUGACUGGUCUGUUGGUACUGAACAAUGGUUCGAAGACUUGCCAAAACCUCAACGAUUAAGAUUCGCUACAUCAUUCAUCAACACAACCAAUUCAACAAUUAAUGCUUUUACUACACCACAAUCUUCAGCUCCAUCUCCAACAUCAGAGUAUCUACAUUUUGAUUUCAGUCUAUCACGUAUACGUUUUGAACAAGAACAAGACCCGGUGAUUCAACAAAUAAUUCAGAACCUUUAUAAUAAAUCAGAUAAGCGAAACUUUACUCUAAAAAACAAUGUUCUUUAUAAAUUAGUUUCUCAUGGACUAACCAAUAUCAAAGUAAUUUAUGUCCCGUCAAAACUUAUCCCUGAAAUACUUCAAUCACAUCACGAUCAUCCUUUAAGUGGACAUUUUGGCGUUGAACGUACAUGGUUUCUGUUAAAAAAUAAGUACAAUUGGCCACAUAUGAGAACAAUGAUUACAUCUUAUAUAAAAUCCUGUGAAAAAUGUUCGAAAUACAGCGUUGAUCGUCAUAAACCCUCUGGAUUUUUACAACCAAUUGAACCACCGGCCGACGUUUUUCAAAUACUGGGUAUGGAUUGGUGGGGACCUGCUCAAACUUCGAUUAAUGGAAAUCGAUACAUAUUGGUUAUAACAGAUCGAUUAUCAAGUUACGUUUUUGCUACAGCAUCACCAACAAAUACUGCCCAAGAUACGGCCCGUAUUCUACUUGAAGAAGUAAUACUAGUUCAUGGAUCUCCUGAUAUCGUUAUUACGGACCAAGUAACGCAUUUCAGCAAUGAAUUACUACAAUAUAUUACUAAUUUAAUCGGUUGCAAACAUAUUUUUCCAACACCAUACUAUCCACAAACCAACAGACAAACUGAACGAUGGAAUUCAACAUUUGUCACACAACUCGCUAAAUUUUGUAAUGAUGAUCACAAUAAUUGGGAUACUUAUUUACCAUCUAUUGUUUAUGCUUACAAUAAUGGUGUUCAUCACUCUAGUGGGUUUACUCCUUAG